CGCACAAAUCAUAACUAGACGCUAUUAACAAGGCAAAGUUUGGCUAAAUGUCGGUUGGCCGUUGCCUAUCCAAGCAACGAACUUCUUGAUCAUGAAGUACAAAAGCGCCAGACAUGGCCUCGCGUCCGUAGUGCAUCGCAGGCAAAGGACUCACUGCAUGACAUCAACAUGGCGCUAUUCUUCACCCAUUUUCUGUCUGUAGUUCUUUGGCUGCAUGUAUGCUUGGUCAUUGCCGUGCCACAGCAACAUGGCCCGACUGGCCUGAGCACCCUUCCAAAGGUGUCUCGGGUGAGAACAUUCAUUCUCACUGACAUCCUUAAUGAGCCGGAUGACUCAAUGUCGAUGGUCCGCUAUCUGCUGUACUCAAAUGAAUUCGACACCCGAGGUCUCGUCGCCGUGACUUCUUGGUCCUUGCGAAAUGACACCCAUCCUAGUGAAAUCAAGAAGAUCAUCAAGGCCUAUGCCAUGGUUGUUGAUAAGCUGAACCAGCAUGUUCACCCCGACAAUCAAUAUCCGAAACCUGAGGAGCUAUUGAAGCAAAUUUCAUCUGGACCUCGCUCAUAUGGACGAGCGGCCCUCAAAGAGCCCAUCAGCGACGGCGCCAAACUCCUCGUGAAGCGUCUCCAAGAGUCCAAACAACCUCUCCAUGUUAGUCUUUGGGGCGGAGCCAAUACCUUAGCUCAAGCGCUUCAGCACAUUGAAAAGACAAAGAGCAAGAAAGAAGCUGCCGACCUUCGUUCUCGACUAAGGGUUUACUCCAUCUCAGACCAGGAUGAUACCGGUGCUUACAUCCGCAUCAAAUGGCCAGAUGUCUUCUUCAUCGUCAACGUCCACGGUUACCGUGAAUAUCGUCUUGGAACAUGGACGGGUAUAUCGACUGCGGACAACGGCGCAGCCAACACAACAAAAGUUACAGACGGUUGGCUUACCCCCAACAUUCGUCUGGGCCCUCUGGGAGCAGAGUACCCUAAAAUCAUUUACACAAUGGAGGGUGAUAGUCCUAGCUUCAUGUGGACUAUCGAGAACGGUCUGAAUGUUGCUGGUCGACCGGAAUAUGGAGGCUGGGGAGGCCGAUAUACUCGCGUCACGGAGGACACAGACAUUAACGAGUAUGGCACAUCGGGGGAUGCUUUGAUCAACACCAAGGGUCAAAGCUGGUUCAGUCCUUACGCUACUAUCUGGCGCUGGCGCGAUGCGUACCAAGAUGACUUUGCUGCCCGUAUGCAGUGGACCCUGGUCGAUAGCUUUGAAGAGGGCGCUCAUCCGCCGGGUAUCAACGUCAACGGAUCGAAGGGCAGCGAGCCCCUGCGAUUCAAGGUUGGCCUAAACGAUGUGAUUGUCUUGGAUGCCAGCAAGACCGUCAAUACCGAUAGUCAAGACAAUUCUUCUGGACUGGACUUCGAAUGGUACUCUUAUAAUGAGUGCUCAUCGCCGAUGCUAACCAGUCUUGCUGCCAACUUCUUCUCCGUCGAGGCACUGACACCGCCAGCAGGAACAAACGGAACACUGUCUGUCAAUGAAGCAGGAUUCAGCAAUGUGGCGUUGGGACCAAAGGUCAGAAUCUCAACUAACUUAACUAGUUGGGAAGAAGAGCAGCCCAGCUCAGUCGAUAAGGAAUGGCAUGUGAUCCUCCAGGUCACCAACAACAAGGGGCCGUAUCCGAUCCGGAGAUACCGUCGUGUUAUUCUGGAGCUCCCUGACUCAAAGUGAA
Fusarium redolens is the source of this 1711-nucleotide messenger RNA. RefSeq lists its product as uncharacterized. The transcript has 2 exons. NCBI's taxonomy places the organism in Eukaryota, Fungi, Ascomycota, Sordariomycetes, Hypocreales, Nectriaceae. The record is from RefSeq and is a predicted model, not a curated record. Bases 169 to 1710 code for a protein of 513 amino acids. Gene Ontology annotation, molecular function: hydrolase activity, hydrolyzing N-glycosyl compounds.